Molecule: messenger RNA, 1024 nt
Organism: Diachasma alloeum
Lineage: Eukaryota; Metazoa; Arthropoda; Insecta; Hymenoptera; Braconidae
Gene: eIF3f1
Product: eukaryotic translation initiation factor 3 subunit F
Exons: 3
Coding region: 85-930 (281 amino acids)
Biological process (GO): translational initiation
Cellular component (GO): eukaryotic translation initiation factor 3 complex, eIF3m
Molecular function (GO): translation initiation factor binding; translation initiation factor activity; metallopeptidase activity
Source: RefSeq, a predicted model, not a curated record
AAAGUGCUGUGUCCAUUAUGCCUUUUGAAUGGUGCGCGGGUGUUUCUGCGCACUUCCAAGCUCUUCUGUCUCUUUCUGCCAAACAUGGCGCUAGACCUCACUGUCAAGGUACACCCUGUGGUGUUAUUUCAGAUUGUAGAUGCUUACGAGCGACGUAAUUCAGACUCCCAGAGAGUCAUAGGAACACUUUUGGGUACCGCUGAGAAGGGCAUCGUGGAGGUGACGAACUGCUUCUGCGUGCCCCACAAGGAGUACGAUGACCAGGUCGAGGCUGAGCUCAGUUAUGCCAUGGAUCUCUAUGAUCUGAAUCAUAGGGUCAAUGCGCAGGAGAAUAUCGUGGGGUGGUGGGCAACUGGUAAAGAGGUUACCACGCAUUCGUCAGUCAUCCACGAGUAUUAUGCCAGGGAGUGCAAUAAUCCAGUGCAUUUGACUGUUGAUACGACUCUUCUCAAUACAACGAGAAUGGGAAUCAAGGCUUACGUUUGCGUACAGCUGGGUGUACCCAAUGGCAAGCAGGGAUGCAUGUUCACUCCGACUAAAGUUCAGGUCACAUCUUAUGAGCCUGAAAUAACUGGACUCCAGCUCUGCCAGAAGACGCAAUCACUGCCGGCAGGACCGAAAACAGGUGGCACAGUUGAGCCAAUGAUGGAUCUUGCUCAAAUAGCAGAGGCCAGCUCCAAGUUAUCCUCCAUGUUGGAUCAAGUUCUGAUCUACGUCGACGAUGUUCUAGCUGGUAAACAGCCUCCAGACAAUCAAGUCGGGAGGGCCCUCUUGGACAUGGUGCACUCGGUGCCUAAAAUGACGAGUGAUCAAUUUGAUGAAAUGUUCAAUAGCAACGUCAAGGAUUUGCUCAUGGUUGUUGCAUUGUCGCAGUUGAUUAAAACUCAACUUCAAUUGAAUGAGAAACUUACACUCCUCACUACCCUGUAAACUGUUGAUCGGGGAUAUCCGAUUCUCGAGUAUUUUUUAAAUAACAAGAUUCUUGUAUUAAAUGAUGAAAAAUAAAUUCCAAUGAUUAAUUUAA